This is a messenger RNA of Episyrphus balteatus (marmalade hoverfly), 1942 nucleotides long. RefSeq lists its product as uncharacterized. NCBI's taxonomy places the organism in Eukaryota, Metazoa, Arthropoda, Insecta, Diptera, Syrphidae. The transcript has a single exon. The record is from RefSeq and is a predicted model, not a curated record. Bases 135 to 1916 code for a protein of 593 amino acids.
AUUGUGAAUUACAAAAGUAUAAUUUUUUGUUUACAAAGUAUACAAAUUCAAUUUCUAUUUUAAAAUUAAGUUAUUAUUUUAUUAAUCAAUUGAAUAUAAUUUCCUCGAAAUGCCAAGCAUAAUUUUACAAAAAAAUGCCUUCACAUUUACCUCAUUUCAUUGAAGACAAACUCAUUCAUUCAUGUAAUCUGAACAUUUCACGAAACCAACGCUCAAAACUAGCUCUUCUUCAGAAUUUACAAUUCUAUGAAUUACAUCAAAAGAGAAUCAUAAACUUAAUCGAUCUACAACAAACCGUCCUUAGUAAAAUUCAAUAUAAAUUUGAUUCUAUAGAAUUAGAUGUAAAUGGAACAACCAUUAGCCAAGCUAGUGAUAUUUUUGCCGCUUCGAAAACUUGUCCAACUCGUGUAGUUGGCGGCAUAAUGUUUGGCAAGUAUAUCUAUCAAAAUAAAAGCGAAACGAUUGUAUAUAUUUUAAUUAAAUGCUGGAAUUCAAUGGUAGUUAUUAAAAGAGAUUCUGAAGGAUUCCAAUUACAAGCUGAAUAUGAAGAUGUAAAGACAUUCCACGUGUCCAAAGGAAGCAAUUAUCAAGUAGACAUAUCAAUCUCAUUCCUUAAUAAUAGUUGCACUGAAAUCACAAAUUUCCAAGAAAGAAGUAAAACCUCAUUUCCAAUUGAACUACCUUCAAGCGAUGUGUAUAGAAAAAUGAUUGAUAGAAUUAAGAUACAAAAGUCGGAACUCCUAGUUCAUCAAACGAUUACGAGGAAAGAAUUUGCCAAACUUAAAAACACACAACUCUUUGGCAGUAAUAUCUUAAGGACACCACUCUUAGAAGAAAUGCAAAUCCUAUCCAAAUGUGGUAAUUCAUGGAUAAAGCUUACAGCAAAUGAUGAUGUCGUCAUAGGUAUCCCUAUAGUCAACAACUGUAGCUCUCGCCUAACAAUCUUACGCAAUUUUCGAGCGGUGCUUCAAGACACCACCAAUCUGACUUACACAUUCAAAAUGUAUCAAUUGAAUAAAUCGUUUUCUGAUUUAGAAAAUAUAGAGGAGUUUUUUAAUGACUCAGAAUACAAUGACAAAUAUUCCACCAACUGCAGUUGGCGAGAGUGUUUAGAUUUAAGUUUGAGACCCGAAGCAUUUACUAUUCUAGUUCUUAAGCUAAAAAUAAAUGAACUCUUCUUUGAGCCUGAUGUAGUUAAAAUUCCAUUAUUUGUCUUCUAUGAUAUUUGCACAUCAAAUAGAACUUUCAAUCAGAAAUGUUUUAUAACUACGUUAUCCUUGCGGGAUAUAUUCUCGAAUCAGUUGUGUAGGCUUAAAUUUGAUGAAACAAAUCUGCAUCGAGAUUUGUUAACUGUUAUAUCUUCGUCAUAUAAAACUGAAGUGAGAUUAGAAUAUGUUGUAACUGGAACUGCAUUUGAGGAUUUUCUAUGCAAAAAGUUGGGUUUCUAUGCAAUUUCUCAAAAUGCAAACUCUCUUUCUGAUGCAAUGAAUGUGGAUGGACAAGAUGACGAAAUAGAUGACGUAAUAAAGAAAAAGCUUAUAUUUUACAACAAAAAUCAGGAUUCAGUUUGGCAUGGAACUUUGCUUGAAAUAUCACACAUCAAUGAGUCGUUGGCAGAUGUAAAUUUUUUUACAAAAACUUACGAAAAAUCAAAAGUUUUACUUAAACAGCUUCGAAUAGAUUUGAAGGCCAGUUUGGGUAUUAAAGAUGUACAAGAAAAUAUAAGAACACUCUCAACGAAGUUAAUAGAAUUCGAAGCUGCUUUGCGAGACGAGUGUUUAUCGUGCCUGGAAACUUAUUCGAAGAGUGCAAUGAAAAAGGAUCGAGAGGAUAUAGAUAAAAAGAAAAAAAUACAUAACAAUUUACAUAUGAAACAACUUAAAACAGAUUUGUUAUUUAAAGAUUUACUAUCAUGACAAUAAAUUUUAAUUCAGAUUUUGUA